Messenger RNA from Orcinus orca (killer whale), 11093 nucleotides. It is a transcript of the gene SLC37A2, whose product is annotated as solute carrier family 37 member 2. The transcript has 18 exons. The coding region runs from base 8290 to 9822 and encodes 510 amino acids. Gene Ontology annotation, molecular function: glucose 6-phosphate:phosphate antiporter activity. Gene Ontology annotation, biological process: phosphate ion transmembrane transport; glucose-6-phosphate transport. NCBI's taxonomy places the organism in Eukaryota, Metazoa, Chordata, Mammalia, Artiodactyla, Delphinidae. The record is from RefSeq and is a predicted model, not a curated record. Gene Ontology annotation, cellular component: endoplasmic reticulum membrane.
UAUUAAGCACUGACUAAACAUUAAUUACUGACUAUUUUUCUACUCGCAUUUCCUACUGCUCUGUGCCAGGCAUUGUGUUUGUGGUUCACUGCAAGGCCUUUAUUUGUUUCCCCACCUAAUUCCCCAUUAUAUGGGUAUAAUGGGGCACAGAGCAGUUAUGUACCUGGUCAAGCGCCGCAUAGCUAGUAAGUAACUGAGGUGAACUUGAAUCCAGGUUAGUUAGACUCCCAAGCCCACGGUCUUUCCUCCCGAUUAGAGUGUGGGAGGGGAAAAGAAAACAUAGCCUUUGGACUUGAGACAAAUCACUAAAUCUCUAAGGCUCCAGGUCCUUGUCUUCAAAUGGAAAUAGCAAUAUACCUCUAUCCCAGGGUUUUAGUGAAAUUAAGUGAGAAGAUAUUUAAAGCACUUAGCCCAGUGCCUGGUGUGCAGUUAGUACUUGGUAAUUGCACGGUGCUUGUGAGUUUCUGUGGCGGGAGGGUUUCAUCUUCAUUAGGAGGAACAGGUAGCAUUUGCCUUGGUGGACCUGGAGGUAUUCUGAGUGGAGCCGUGGAGCUGGCGAAGGCACGGCAGUGAGGACGUAGCCUGUGUUGUCAGCACUGGUCACGUGCAGCCGCAGCUGGUGGGAGCCUGGGGCUUGAAGGCGCGGUCCCCGGACAGGAGGCUGAGAGGCAGGCGGCACGAGGUGUGCAAGCAGAAGGCAGAGACUGAGGAGUUUCUGCCCAGGAGGAUGGCACUGCCCCUCCUUCUCCCGUCAGAGCCCCCGGGGUCAGGCAGUGUCCUCGCAGGAGCCACAGCCCCUCUGAGUCCUCCCCAGCCCUGGGCCUGGCCGGUGCCCCGCCUUCUGUGCCAGCGCCCGCGUGGGCACGUCUGGGGACAGAUGGCAACGUGGGCAUCUUGCCAGAGAGAUGAGUAUGGCUGCUGAUUCUGGGGCUGGGCCCGCUUCCUGGGGCCUGUGGGGAGGGAGCAGUUCAGGGCUCGACGAGAGGAGCCUGUGGGAGGAGGGCCAGGUGGCAUUCCUGCUGGAUGAGCAGGAAUGGGUGGGGCACUGGGCAGGCAGGAAAGCAGGGGCCGUGAGCUCCCAGCUCGCUGCCCUCCCCCAAGCCCACCAGGGCCGAGGUGGGCUGGAGGCUGCAGCGGGGACCAGUGGCUCUGCCCGCCGGAGUUUGCUGAGGUCCUGCUGCCGGAUGCAUCGCAUCUCAUUUCAUCAACCCUUAUGGACAUCUCAUAUGACAGGACUUCACUACCUUAGUCAAAGGAAGAUCAAAGUGAGGCUGAGAGGCGAAAUGUUAUCUCAGUUAGUCUUUAGGGCACCCUCAUGUGACAGGAGUUUACUAUCCCAUUUACAAGAAGCUCAAGCUGAGGCUGAGAGGUGAGACAGCUCGCCCAAGGUCACAGUAACAGACCCAGAAGUUAAGACGCAGCGUCUUUUGGUUUAACGUCCUUUUCCCAAUUCUGCCAUGGCCUCAGACCAGGGACCCAGAUGCUGCAAAGUAGCUUUCUCUUGUCUUCCUUCUCUUCCUGGUAACUGCCCAGAGAUGCCCGGUAAGAGCAUCAGAAAGGGCUCCUUAAAAAGAGUGGUGUGUGGGCUUCCCUGGUGGUGCAGUGGUUGAGGGCCCGCCUGCCGAUGCGGGGGACAUGGGUUCGUGCCCCGGUCCGGGAAGAUCCCACAUGCCGCGGAGCGGCUGGGCCCGUGAGCCAUGGCCGCUGAGCCUGCGUGUGCGGAGUGGCCACAACAGUGAGAUGCCCACGUACCGCAAAAAAAAAAAAAAAAAAAAAAAAGAGUGGUGAUGGCGAGAGGCAGCUCCGAGAAGGAAGGAGAGAGCCUGGUGGAGGAUCUGGAGGGCUGAGCCCACCGUCCCUGUCCCCACCCCCUUCCCUUCCUCGGGCUCUUCAGGCUGACCCCCAAAGAGCAUGUGAACCUGCGUGGCUCCCUCCCCCACCCGCACAUGACUGCUGUCUUCUCCCCCAGCCACCUUCUGCUUCCUCUUCCUCUCCGCUGUUUCCUCUUUCCCUCCUUACACAGCAGACUGAUGCGCACCUCCCUGGCUUUGGGUGGGGCGGUCGGCCUCAGGGGCCACGCACUGGUCUAGAAGGCAGCCAGGCUUUGGGGGUGGUCUGUAUGGAUGGCCAAGACCUUACUUCUUCCCAUCAAGCUGUGCCACCUGAGUGCUGAGGUCAGAGCUGAGCGGUCCCGAAGCAACGCCAGAACUGGGGGCAGACACCAGGGUCGGAAUCCCUGCAGCCCACAACGCCCCCAUCUGAUUGCCCCCAAACUGGUGUGCGGGGUGGGCGCGGGGUGGACGGCAUCACUGCUCUCAUUUUGCCGUCUGGCUCGUGCCUCCUCCCCUGGGUCCUUCAUGCUGGGGAGAAGGAGUAGGUGAGGGUGGGCCACAGGCUAAGCCUCCAGGGAAUCCCGAGAGGAGAGUCCUCAUCUUAGCUCCCUGGGGAGGAGGGCCCCGCCACCACCAACGCAUUCCCGCCUGUGCUCUUUGUGUAGCCGCUCUUCAGAAGAGAGACCACCAACUACCCGCUGACCACUUCUUCCAAACCCUACCAGCUCUCACACUCCUCCAGAGUUUUUCCAGGUACCUAAACGAAACCACAUGCUGUAGCUAAAAGCCACGUCUUUUCAUUCUGUCUGAGCACCCAGGCUUCCCCUGCCGAGAUUCCUUCUCAAGGCAAAGCAAUCUAGCCUAUAUUUUCCUCUCUCCUAAAAAAGACCAUUAUCUUAUCUACUAAUUCCUUCUAGAAAGUCCCGGGCUCCUUGUGCUACUGGCCAAUGGCUCCCCUUCUCUGGGAAGGAUCUUGGGACCGAGCCCUGUGUCAACCUGAUGUCUCUGAGCAAAUGCCCAGGUUCCAUCUGGAGGAGGGGCAUCAGGUGGAGGAGUCCUUGGGCUGGGUCUCAGCCCCGAGAGGGCUCUGUUCCUCUGUUCUCAGAGGCCCUCCCAGACCUGGCCUGUCCCCGUCCCAUCUUGUCAGUGGAAGGCCUGGCUCAGGGCUCUGCCCUGUGCUGUCUGUUCCAGGCUGACCUUUCCCUACCAGGGUGUCCCAGGGGCAGCGGAGGGCUUGGCAGGGGGCGGGGUGAUGGCACUGUCACCAGCAGCCUGGUUCUUACUGUCCCCAGCCCUCUCUCCUUUUCAGAUCUGCUGAGUCCCAGGACAGGCACGUCCAAGGACAGGCCACCAAGUGGUACUUUCCUCCGGGCAAGUGUCAAGGUCACCUGCAGCUACAGCCAGUCCAGUCUGCCCCCACCUGAGUAGCCCCAGACAUCUACCAGCUGCCCCAGACUUGGCUUAAGGACUGGGCUGAGGCAGGAAGUGGUAGGGAUUGGUCAGUGAGGGAGUUUAAUUCCCUGUCGGCCUGCCAUGGGGAUAGGAGCCAUCAGCACCGUCAGCAAUGUGGUUGCAAAGCAGGGAGCGGGGUGCAGGGACCGGGGGCUGACUGGGCAGACACUGGAGAGAAGGCACCUCUUCCCACUGUCUCCUGAGGUCAGCAUUCUUCUGCUGGGCUACUUCUUGUUUUCUGUUGUUGUGAUGGUGGUGGUAGUAGGUCCUUUGGGGGUUCUGUUUGUCAUCUGUUGCUGCUUUGGCAGUCGUUGUUCUUUGCCCCUAACCUGAGAAGCGUUUCUAGUGCAGAGUCUUAAUGAGGUCCAUAAAGCUAUUAGCGUGCUCAUUUGGAAGAAUAAGUUGGACUGUCAGCUAAUAGUUAAGAGAUAGCUAGUCCACCUCUCUAUCUGACUUGGUUACUCAGUAACCAGUGCCGUGCAGGGGGAGGUGAGACUCUCAAAGUGCCAUCUCUCGCUAACACAGACUUAGAGGGUCAUGGGGUGGGCACCCUGCCCGGAACAGUCUGUGGGCCUCGCCACGCACGUUCCUGGGUCUCUGGCCUGCUUGCCCAGCCUGGCCAACACCUGGGCUGCCAUCCCUCCCCCUCUGGGGCAAGCCAGGUGAAGCCCGACUGUGUAUUUUCCCCCCUGCUCCCUUUCUGGGGCCUCUUGUUUCUGCAAGAAGGGCUUGUGAAAGCAGAAGUGAAACUUGCGGGUUCUACAGGCAGCAGGAGCACAUCAGCUAUCUUCCCUGUGAGCUACUGUGAGUUUGACAGCCUUUGUGUCAGCCCAGCCCUUCACCGGACCCAUGUCCCCAGUCCCCUUUGAACUAUGGCACCUUGGCCUUUUUCUCAGAAGAGCUGCCAGAGUGGAAAGGAAAGAGGACUUGACUAAGGGGAGGCCCCGGGUAUGCUCUGCCCAGCUAGCUGUGCCCCUCUGGGCUCAUGCCGCCAUGGUGCUGCGGUCCAGGCAGGGAGUCCCAGAGGAGGCCAGUGCCCAUCCUAGCAUCGCACAGCAGGUUGAGGUCCUUCUGCCCCACCGCCUCCCUCCCUGUGACUCUCCUGCUAUCUUGGGUGUCAGGUUUUCUACUGAGGGAUGGGGUCAGAGCUGAGAGAAAGGUCAGGCCGAGCUUCUGGACAGGGCUGGAACCUGGCAGAUCUGCAUGACUGUGGAUCUCUGCUAAGUCUCCCUGUCUACUCCCAAGGGAGAACAUGGGUGGGCCCAGUGGACCAGCCUCUGCUCUCUCCCCGUGGCAGACUCCCGCAUGCGCACUGGUAGCUUCGGGGCAUCUUCGUGUUCCUCUAGCCCACCUCUGUGUACUAGGCAUGUGGGAGGCGUGGCCAUGCUGGCCUCCAACUCCCUACCUUACAGGCAAAUCCAGGGCCUGGAACCACCACCGCUCAGAGGAGUUUGGUGCUAACCCACACCCUGCUCACCUCCCGUAACAGAGCAGCACGGGCUGCCUCCGCCCCCUCCAGCUUUCCUUCCUCAAAAUCUGAAAUCGUAGUGGCUGUCAUUUUUAAGUGUCCACUGGGUGUGAGGAACAUGUAAGAGCUGUCCUGUGCAUCGUCUCAUCAACCUGUCAAUAGCCCUAUGAGAAAGGUGAUAAACACUACUUUGCAGACCACUAACAGGUGUAAGGAAUGAAAUCAGGUUUCGCCUGAUUCCUAAGUCCUUGCUCUUUUCUCUUACAGACACCAGCUCCCUGAGAUGCACCACCGAGGGUCUCCCUAGAGGGUGGCUGGCAGUGUGGAUGAGGCAGAGGGAACCAGCCCUACCUUCUGCGAGGAAGCUUGUCUGGAGCUUCCCAAACUAAUCAGCAGGGCAGAGCUUAGCCUGGGAGGUGUCCGGAACCCUCCGACCUAGAAAAUCCCACCCCUCUUCAGUGACUCCCCAUCACCCCAAGGACAGUCGAAACUCACCCUAGGCCCUCCAUGACCUGUCCGCUCCCUCCUUCCCCACUCCUUCACCUUCCAUGCUUGGCCCAGUCCCACCUUCCAGACCUCUGGCUACAUAGAGUUCCCCAGACAGGUAUUAUUGCUGUUCACGCCUCCGCACUUUUGUACACGUACUUCCCUCUCCCUAGCGCCGCUUCCCGCCCCAGCCCUGGUGGACCUGGCCACCUCCUGCUUGUUUGUGAAGAUUCAGCUGAAGCCUCACCUCCUGAAUCCUUUCCUGACACUGCUCCCAUCCCAGCUGGUCUCGGUGUCCCUGCUCCCGUGUCAUGCAGGGCUGCCCUCUUUUAUGGCACUGUCGCACCAAUUCUGUUUGUCUCCCUGCUGACCUGCGAGCCCCUGGAGGGCAGAGGUCUCUCUUACAGCUUCUCUGGGUCCCUAGCACAGUGCCUGGCACAUGGCAGGAUGUGGAUGGGAAGGCAGUCCUGUUUCUGCCAGAGAGAAUCGAGAUGUCAGAAAUGGGCCUGGGUGUGCCUGCUGUCCUGUCUUAGCAUCUGCCACGCAAGGUUGGGAGGGACAGGACUCCAGAAGGCAGAUAAGGAAGCACACCGGGGACCACAGGCUGGAGAAAGCCAGGGCAGGUGACCUGAGGUGGGCAGGUGUUGGCACUUGGGGCUGAAGCAGUGUCAUGGUGGGAGGAGCGAGGGAGGAGCGAGGUGGCUGCCAGCGGGGCUGUGCCUUUCGACCCCUCGUUGUGUCUGAGCAUCUCCUGCGUGGGCUCGGCAUGGCUGAGUUGCAGCCUGGGCCUCCCUGCCUGGCCUGUCAAGGAAGGACGGUCAGUGCUGGGGGCGCUCAGUGGGGCCUGGGGAUCCUUCAGGCCCAGGGGAGAUCUCAUCUGUCACCAGGGUCAAUGGCUGUAUCCAGGUGGCAGCCGAGAUAGACUCAGCUGAUCCCGGGGGGUCGUAAAGGUGGCCCAACAGACACGUAGGGACUAGGGUGAGAGUUACAUUGUGUUCCCUGGUCUUUGAGCUGGAUGUGGUUGGCACUGUCCUCCGUGGGCAUCUGAUGAGGAAACCGGAGGCAAAAAAGGCUUAGGAACUUUCAUUUGGUUACACAGUAAAUUAGAGUCAUCCCUCAAAGCUUUCAGCUUUUUUCCGGACUCAGCAGCUCCCCGGGCAGGACACUGGUGAGUGUUAUCUGUAGGGCUGUGAUUUUCUUCCAUCUUGUGCACUUUGAAGAAGCCUCACUGGGCAGCCUCUCGAGUUCUCUCAGAGACACCCCCAACCCUGCCACCAGAUUCUGGAAGUUCCUGAGGUAGGAGUCACAUGAGCCAUUUGCCAAGUGGAAAACAUUGCUGCCACCAAGCUUGUGUAUGUCACAGGGUCACUGUGACAGUCCCUUGGAGUAACCCCAGAUUCCCUGGAGAACCCCUGGUGACUCCCCCGCAGCCAUGCACCCUCGGCAAUGGGGAGCCAGAGAGGCUGGGCGGUAGAGAGAGCAUAAGAUUCAAGCUAGAGAGAGCUUCGUUCUUAGUGGAACGGAGAGCCACGGAGAAACGUUAAGCCAGGUGACGGCGGGGGCACGUGUACCUUCAGUCUCUUCAGAAGAUAAACUGUGAGGCAGUGGAGGGAAUGAGACAGAGAACGAGUCCAGGGGUGAAGGGCCUGAAUGCAGCCUCUGCUGAAACACCCCUUCAUCUCACAAGGAGGAGCCUUCACGACAUGCUUGGGAGGAAGGGAUUGGGGUUUGGAGGCAGAUCCCUGGAGAGGGCAGACUGAGCCUCCAGCGUCCUGGUCCUUUGGUGCGUGGAUCCCAGGGAUAGAAAGGGUUUCAGGCCCCCUUCCCCUUCUUCCCCACCUUCUCCAUGGGCUCUUUAAGAAACCAAGGCUCUGGUCUUUUUCCUGGGCUGGAGUCCGUGCUGAGGUCUAUUUUCCAUGUACUUCCUGGCUCCCGGCUGCUGACUCGUCUCAGCUGAUGCUGUGACUCAGGAGGACCUGGAAGCCCUUCCUCAGAGCCUCGGCAGAAGGGGAAGGGAGAGCACGCAGCGGAAACUUCGGUGGUGCCUGGCUGAACUGUUCUUUCCGCCCCAGACCAGCGCAUGGGAUGAGAAGCACUGUGUGAGAGGGCCCAUGUGAUGUGUGAGCCGCAGAUGGAAAGGAUGACCCCUCUGUCCAGUGGAACGGACUAGGGCAGAGGACCUGGGUUCUGUCACCAGCUUUCCCUCUGUUGCCACAUUUCCAGCUAGGUUUUGGGCUCCGCCCCUCCUGGGCUGCAGCAGGUGCUGUUUCUGCCGUGUUCUAGGCUUGAGAGCAGCAUCGACUUCACCUUAUUUCAUUUAUUUAUUUUUAAAAUUAAUUAAUUUAUUUUUGGCUGCAUUGGGUCUUCUUUGCUGCGCGCGGGCUUUCUCUAGUUGCGGCGAGCAGGGGCUGCUCUUUGUUGUAGCGUGCGAGCUUCUCAUUGCGGUGGCUUCUCUUGUUGCGGAGCACGGGCUCUAGGCACGCAGGCUUCAGUAGUUGUGGCUCACGGGCUCUAGAGCGCAGGCUCAGUAGUUGUGGCGCACGGGCUUAGUUGCUCUGCGGCAUGGGAGAUCUUCCCGGACCAGGGCUCGAACCCGUGUCCCCUGCGUUGGCAGGCGGAUUCUUAACCACUGCGCCACCAGGAAAGUCCCGACCUCACUUUAAAGACAGACCCUUCUCCCACAUCAGCCUCCUGCCGGCUUCCAGCAUGUCCAGUAUUUUAAAUACAGUUCUAUCUCCCUGCCCCCAUCUCUCACACACACAGAGGCACCCCGAUCUUAGUGAGACCAGAGAGAAGCAGAGGUGAUGGGCAGUGGUAAGAGCAGGAGGGGGUACUUUGGUGUCGUCUAGGGCGCUGAUGCUGGGCUAGCUCUGUCAGGAGGCCUCGGUAGCAGGAGCAGGGACAUGGGGCCCCCCGAGCACUCUGGCCUCUGGCGUAUGUUCCUAUCCUCCCCUUGGCCUCUGCCCCGAGGAACUUGUGUCUGGAGGGGAGCCUGAUGUAGAAGAGUUGGUGGUGCUGGGGCGCUGAGGCUGCUAGAAUGGGCACAGGUGCAUGUUUCCUGGACACAGUAGAGGCGGAGGUCCGAGCGCCCUGCCAGCCCAGCUGCCCGCCUCUCCCUGCAGGUACCGAGGCUUCAUCCUGCUGAUCACUUUCCUCAUCUACACCUGUUAUCACAUGUCCAGGAAGCCCAUCAGUGUCGUCAAGAGCCGUCUGCACCACAACUGCUCAGAGAUGAUCCAGCCCAUCGGCGACACCCACAGGCUCAACGACACCACGUGGUGCAACUGGGCCCCGUUUGACCAGAGCAACUACAAGGAACUCCUGGGGGCAGUGGACAACGCCUUCCUCGUGGCCUAUGCCAUCGGCAUGUUUAUCAGUGGCAUCUUUGGGGAGCGGCUCCCCCUCCGUUACUACCUUACAGCCGGAAUGCUGCUCAGCGGCCUUUUCACCUCGCUCUUUGGCCUGGGGUAUUUCUGGAACAUCCACGCGCUCUGGUACUUUGUUCUUAUCCAGAUCUGCAACGGACUCGUCCAGACCACGGGCUGGCCCUCCGUGGUGACCUGUGUGGGCAACUGGUUUGGGAAGGGGAAGCGGGGGCUCAUCAUGGGCAUCUGGAAUUCCCACACAUCCGUGGGCAACAUCCUGGGCUCCCUGAUCGCCGGCGUCUGGGUGGAUGAGCAGUGGGGCCUGUCCUUUGUGGUGCCCGGCAUCAUCACCGCCGUCAUGGGCCUCGUCACCUUCUUCUUCUUAAUUGAAUACCCAGAGGACGUGGACUGCUCACCCCCUCAGCACCAUGGUGAGCUGGAAGAGAACGGGGACAACGCUGAGGACCCUGGCAAUGGACCCCACUCUAACAGAGGGAACGGCCGGGAGUCUGCUGUCACCUUGUCCAAGGAGCCAAGUGCUCAGCCCGCUGCCAUCAGCUUUUUUGGGGCGCUCUGGAUCCCGGGUGUGGUCGAGUUCUCCUUGUGUCUGCUGUUUGCCAAGCUGGUCAGUUACACCUUCCUCUACUGGCUGCCCCUCUACAUCUUCAAUGUGGUUCACUUUACUGCCAAGGAGUCUGGGGACCUGUCCACGCUCUUCGAUGUUGGUGGCAUCGCAGGCGGCAUCCUGGCGGGGCUCAUCUCUGACUACACCAACGGCAGGGCCACCACCUGUUGCGUCAUGCUGAUCUUGGCUGCCCCCACGAUGUUCCUGUACAACUACGUUGGCCAGAGUGGGAUCAGCAUCUCCAUAGUAAUGCUGCUCACCUGUGGAGCCCUGGUCAACGGCCCUUAUGCCCUCAUCACCACUGCCGUCUCGGCUGACCUGGGGACUCACAAGAGCCUGAAGGGCAACGCAAAGGCGCUCUCCACCGUCACGGCCAUCAUCGACGGCACUGGAUCCAUAGGUGCGGCUCUGGGGCCUCUGCUGGCCGGGCUCAUUUCCCCCACAGGCUGGAACAACGUCUUCUACAUGCUCAUCACUGCCGACAUCCUGGCUUGCUUGCUCCUCUGCCGGUUGGUGUACAAAGAGAUCCUGGGCUGGAGGUCAUCCCUGAGUAGAGACAGAGGCUCUAGUGUGGCCCUAACCCACGCGCGGUAGUAUUUUCCUCAAGUCCUGUGACUUUUGUAUAGAGAAAUGUGAGGACCCGAUCGCAGCAGAAACUCGGAGGGCCCUCGCCGGGUCCCACAGUGCACCCCCCCAGGAGGCCGAGGCAAAGCCUCCGGGCCCAGCACCAGCCAGCGCAGCCCACGAGGCUUCCACGGGCUAGGAGACUCUCCACCGGAAGGGGACCACCAAGCUUGAGGCCACGGAAGACCCAAGGGCCUUGUUGGAGGACGGAGGGGACGCAAAGUGCCCACUGAACUAAGGCACCUUGAGACCAAGAAAUGAGGGGGCAGCUCCAUGCGAUCAAGACCAGUUUAGUAUAGGGUCACUUACGGGGUGGGUUGGGGCUCGGGCUCAGGUGGACGGCGGUCUGGGAGCGCUCCACGCCACCUGGGGGCCCAGGACAGUUUUAUAGUUAACCUGGGGCAGGGGGGCGGGUACUGGGAAACAGGACAUGCAUUCUUAAGAUUUAUGAAUGGGUAACUAGUCUCGUGGCUGCCGGGAAUACGUCAGGGGAGGUUUUCAUCAUUGUUUGGGGACUAACAGAGCAUAGAGGCUGCCUGGUCCUAAAGAUUAUUAAACAAUAUCUAUUAACUACAAAGCCCUUGAUGACAGAGAAGUGAUUUACCACACAGUAUACGGUCCUGGCUAGGGGGGCGGAAGGAGAGGAGGAACUGUAAAGGCCCUGAAGGCAUCAGUUGCGCUGACAGCGAUAAAGGCCUGAGCUCUGGAGGCCGCCAGUGGAAGGGAUCAGGGCUAAGCGGUGUCUGCGUUUUGGUACAAGAAGGGAUAUGCUCAGACUCCUGCUUGUUCAGAUUCCAAGUCAGAAGGCAGAGGUUCAGCAGGGCCGAGGCCUGGAAAAAGCGUGUCUCUCCUUCUCACGCUAAACGUGAACCUCUGUCAUCAGCCUGUACCUAGAAGUGGCUAUUUCAGAGCCACCCGGCCUCUCUGUCCCUUUGUCCACAAGCCAGUUUUCUCUGUGUGUUUCCCCACGUUGGCACUCCUCCAUCUACCCUCCAUUGGAUCCUGGUUCUAACUCCUGACCCAUUUUGAUUAAAGCAUUAUUGCUGUAUCCUCCAGGGCAGGACUAGGGAGAGAGGGGAGGUGUCACUCCCGACUGUGAGGGCCCCUUGCCUGCUCUCAUCCCAGCCCUCUGUGUCCCCAGGGAAGAUGGCUUGUCAGGGCAGUGCUGCUGUAGGGGGAAGGGUGGGGCGGAGGGCAUGACCAAAGUACCAGUCAUGUUAUUAAAUAUUUUGAUAAUGAAA